CAUAAUUUAGCAAUCUUGAUUCUUCAGGAGUUGGGUACAAGCUUCACGAUCCUCCUAUAGACAGUUUUUUGCUAAUGUCCCAAGUACCUCAAGGUUGGGUAGAGCUGCAAUCUGGAUUGUGUGCGCAGACACAAAAAAUUGGUUCAUUUGGCCUUUCUAUCACAAAGUCUUUGACCUGUUUUGGCAAUGCAUCACUGACGAUCACAGCUGUUUCCAACGACAAAGCUGGAACCUCACAGAUCAGAUAAACCACGUCAUGAACUGAUCCCUACCAGAAAACGUUUUCCAAAACAGAAGUCUUGUUGUCAACCUUUGUUGCCGACCUUUUUGACUCGUGUUUGUUUGUACUUUGCAUUUGUUUGUGCUAAUCCAAAAGUCAGAAGCUAUGGCCCCGUUGGAUGACGUGACUGUGUCUCGAGACUGCAAGAUUUCACUAGACCUGGCAGACAGCAUUGUCAGCAUCAAGUUUUUGUGGAACAUCCUCACCAAUCGUGGAGUCAUGAAUGACUGCAGACUUGAUGAGGAUGGAUGUUGCGCGCCACUUUUCUCCAAAUGAGAUUGGCAAGAACCUGUCUAAGCUGUGGACAGCUCGUGGAUGCGAGCUUGAGACAGCAUUGAGUGAGACUGGCAGUGUGUACAUAUGUCCACUGACUUCGUGUCCAGUGAGAUGUCCGAUCCUGCUCGAUGAUGGCUGCAUCUAUGAGGAGCAUGCUGCUUUGACAUGGCUUCGAUCAAUGGGGUCGCCUUCAAGCAAAUGGGCACUGAGACUUGGACCCUUGGCAGAAGCUGUUGAGGCUUUUCUCCAGCACUGCAACGCAGGGGGGUAUUGUGUGUCAGAGCAAAUGGAGCAGGCCAUGGGCGAGGCAGAGAUGCCAGGAACUCCAUGGUUGAGAAAGAUUGCGAUCCUGGAAGCCUCCAUGGAGCAAGCCGAAAAAGAGGCAGCAUCCAUCAGGCACCAUUCGCUUGAGACGCAGGCAUUGCUGCAGCGCUUGAAGAAGCAAACCGCCAAGAAAAAGGAAGAGGCUGCCUUGUGUCUUCAACGAGCAUUCCGCUCGAAGCAGUUGUGGGAGAAGCAGCAAGCUGCAGCUGUGUUCCUGCAAAGAUGGUGGCGAAACCUGAGGAGAGGAGCCAAGAAGCCAAAGAGAAGACGUGGUAAAGCACAAAAGAAAGGAUCUGUCAAGCCCGCAGAAGAGCCAGCACAAUCUUCUCCUCCGCCAGUAGAAAGUGUCCUUGAACUCAAUAAGCAGCACCAACAGUAUGCAAGGAUUGAGGAAAAAGACAAACGUGCCGUCCUUGACUUCUUCCUGGAUCAGCUCAUGUAUGAUAGCACCAACUUUCGGAUACUCAUCGUGACAAGCUCGGACGAGCGUGCUCAAGGCCUCAGGAAAGUCCUCCAGAUGUCAAAGGCAGUUCAAUAUCCAUUGGUGACAAUGCUGAAAUCGGAUGAUGAAUCACACCGGUUCAAGGAGCUGCCGGAGUGUGCUGGAAUAAUAUCUGAAGGAAGGCUCCGUGGGAAUCCUGAUGUCUCGGCAGCAAACAUGAUGGUUAAUUUUGACAUGCCUCGCAGCUUGGACGAUUAUAUAUUGCGGAUUCAGAUGGUGGAUCCUUUCGUAAAGGUGAUGAGCUUGCCGGCAAGCCCCGAAGAGAUGGGAGUUAUCCGUCAGGUUGAAGAUAAGUUUGGAGUUGUCUUCAGGAACAUGGAGGGGGUGGCCAGAUUCAAGAUCCUCCAGAACAGAAAAGCACUGAGGAACAAGCUGGCAGCAACAGGUAGCCAGCGACAGAAAAUGCUGUAGCCCAAGACUGUACAUCAGUGACACGCGGCAGGGCUUCGCUGUACAUUUUUUUGGUUCACUUUUAGGAGGAAUGCGUGGCGCUUCCAGCACAAUAUCAAAUCUC
Molecule: messenger RNA, 1896 nt
Organism: Durusdinium trenchii
Lineage: Eukaryota; Dinophyceae; Suessiales; Symbiodiniaceae
Source: the annotation of a GenBank genome assembly